Molecule: messenger RNA, 1116 nt
Organism: Zingiber officinale
Lineage: Eukaryota; Viridiplantae; Streptophyta; Magnoliopsida; Zingiberales; Zingiberaceae
Exons: 2
Coding region: 1-1116 (371 amino acids)
Source: RefSeq, a predicted model, not a curated record
AUGGAGGACUCGAGACGAAUCAACGUGACCAUGACUGCAGGAGAAUACGAGCUCUUCAAGGAGGCCAAGAAGCGAGCGACCUCGGAAAAACAACAAACGACUGCCUCCCAACUAAAGAAGCUACCUGAAGUUUCUAAAGAACCUUCUCAUGCCUCUGAUCAAGGCUCUAAGCGAAAACAACCUCUAGACUUUCCUCCGGCUUUCUAUAGAGAGUCAGGUCGGGGGAGAGGGAAAUCUAUCAUUCCCUGCGAAGAGCACCGGUCAGAACCGGAAGAGAAAGUACCCUUCUCUUCCAAAAUCUUGGAGGAAAAGCUACCGAAGGGAUAUCGAUCCCCUGCUAUAGGGGAAUAUGAUGGCAGUAAAGACCCUGAAGACCACCUUCGCAAGUUCAGGAACGUAGUUCUGCUGCAUCAGUAUAGUGACGACAUUAAAUGUCGGGUCUUCCUAAACACCCUGUCGGGCUCUGCCCAGAAAUGGUUCGAUGGACUGUCACACGGAUCCAUCAUGUGUUUCUCUGACUUCAAGAUUGCAUUCCUGCGGCACUUCGCUAGCAGCAAGAAGUAUCAAAAGACUAAUCACUGCUUGUUUACUCUCAAGCAGGGGUCUGCAGAGUCAUUGAGAAGCUAUAUCAAGCGCUUCAAUCAAGUGACUCAAGAUGUUCCCUUGGCCACAUCCGAAAUACUUAUGAGCGCCUUCUCCCAUGAAAUCACUGAGGGAGAGUUCUUUCAGGAGCUCAUUAGAAAUCCCGUAAAGAAUUUCGAUGAGAUGCUGGAGAAGGCGGCUAGCUACAUCAACGUAGAGGAAGCGCAGGAGGCACGAAGGAAGGCGGACAAGUCACCUCCAGCUACUAACAAACCGGAGAGAAGAGCACCUCAACCGCCUGCUCAACCUCUCCCACGUGCUCGGGAUGCUCGACUGACUUUCCAACCCGGGCAGGAUGCUCGACCGGUCCCACAUGUAGCUGCAGUUCAGGUCCCUCGACCUGGACCCUGGGGACCACGUUAUUGCACAUACCACCGGUCCCACACGCACGCCACCAACGACUGCUUCCAAUUUGCUCAUGAUUCUAGGCGCGCUGUGGAGCUGGGUUUACCACCCAUUGAGUUGGCUCCUUAG